Salvia miltiorrhiza (redroot sage) is the source of this 1731-nucleotide messenger RNA. Its product is annotated as protein ASPARTIC PROTEASE IN GUARD CELL 1-like. Gene Ontology annotation, biological process: proteolysis. The transcript has a single exon. Lineage: Eukaryota; Viridiplantae; Streptophyta; Magnoliopsida; Lamiales; Lamiaceae. The record is from RefSeq and is a predicted model, not a curated record. Gene Ontology annotation, molecular function: aspartic-type endopeptidase activity. The coding region runs from base 98 to 1495 and encodes 465 amino acids.
CAUUGAAUAAAAGCUUAAAUGAAUUAUUUCAAGUUUGAAUAAAUUGCGCCUAUUAAUCCAUCACCCAUCUCAUUCAUUAAUUCAUUAAUCUUCAAGCAUGUUUCGCAACAAAUUUACUUCUCUCUCUAUUACAUGUUUAAUUUUGUGUCUCAUCUCAAACCCUUCACCCUCAUCAUCCUCAAAUGAUCACAGCUUUCAGAUUCUCGACGUCUCAAAAUCAUUACAACAAACUCGCAACGCUUCCUCUCCAUCUUCAACCCACCACUUCAACUCCGCUCUCUCUCUAACUCUCUCCUCUCUCCCCUUCAACUCCAACAGCAACUACACCUCCCUCACCCUCUCCCGCUUCACCCGCGACCAAGCCCGCGUCCGCCACCUCCUCCAUCAUCACUCCCUUUCUCUCUCUAAAUCCAAAUCCAAAUCAAGAAACCCUAAUUUCCAAUCCCCCGUCACCUCCGGAUUUGGGCAGGGCACGGGUGAAUACUUGGCCCGAAUCGGGGUGGGUCGACCCGUCAAACAAUUCUACAUGGCCAUCGACACCGGCAGCGAUGUCAGCUGGCUCCAGUGCCGGCCUUGCUUCUCCUGCUUCCAGCAAUCAGACCCCAUCUUCAACCCCUCCGCCUCCUCCACUUACAAGUCUCUCUCCUGCACCUCCAAACAAUGCGCCGCGCUCGAUACCUCCGCAUGCUUCAGAGACAACUGCAUCUACCAGGUCUCCUACGGCGACGGCUCCUACACCGUCGGCAACUUCGCCACCGAAACCAUCUCCUUCGGCUCAUCCGGAUCCGUCUCCGGCGUCGCCAUCGGCUGCGGCCACGACAAUGAGGGCUUGUUCACCGGUUCGGAGGGCUUGUUAGGCCUCGGCGGCAGCUCCUUAUCUCUGCCCUCGCAAAUCAAAGCCACCUCAUUUUCCUACUGUUUAGUCGACCGCGACUCACGCUCCUCGUCGACUCUCGACUUCAACUCCACCGCGCCGGCGGACUCCGUCGUGGCGCCGAUGCUCUCCAACUCAUUCAUCAAGACGUAUCUCUACGUCGGCCUCACCGGGAUCAACGUCGGCGGAAGGGCGGUGCGGAUCCCGCGGGGCGCGUUCGCCAUCGGGCGGCGGGGGAGCGGCGGGGUGAUCGUGGACUCGGGGACGACGGUGACUAGGUUUCCGGCGGCGGUGUACGAGUCGCUGCGAGACGCGUUCAGGGACAUGACGCGGAACCUGCGGCGCGCCGGCGGGUUCUCGCUGCUGGACACGUGCUACGAUCUCUCUUCAUCGCGGACUGUAAGGGUUCCGACGGUGUCGUUCAAGUUCUCCGGCGGGAAGACGCUGACGCUGCCACCGGAUAAUUACCUGAUGCCGGUGGAUGAGAGCGGGAAAUACUGCUUCGCGUUCGCCGGAACGGAGGGGUCGCUGUCGAUCAUCGGUAACACUCAGCAGCAGGGGACACGUGUCACUUUCAACCUCGCUAAGAAAUUUAUUGGGUUUAGCCCUAAUAAGUGCUAGUGCUAGUCUAUUAAUUACAGCAAAUAAAUCCAACUUAACACUUCAAUUUUCAACAAAUAAUUUCAAGAUAUAGCAUAUUGUUAAUUGGUUAUUUUCUUUAAUUUCUUUAAGUCAAUAAUUAAAUGGAAGAGAGUUGAAUGAUAGAGCAAUUUCUUCUUAUUCUAGCCGUAAUUAUUAUUGUAUUAUACACAUAUAUAUGUAGCUCGAUUAAUAGAUAAAGUUGAAUUUCAAUUUAA